AUGGAAGAAAAAAAAACAAGAGGGAAGAAAAAAACGGAGAAGUCCGAAAUUGAGCUGUUAUUUGUUGACCUGUGUCACGUGAAUAAAGAAAAAAGAGACACGGGAAUAAACGUCCUGACGGAUUAUAUAAAAGGGAAGAAGGUGCCCCUGGAUGGACAUAAUUUGUCCUACAUUUGCAAAGGCCUCUUUUACUAUUAUUGGUUAUGUUACUCAUCGGAGGAGCAAAAAACAGCGGCUUGCAAAAUAAGCAAAAUUUUAAGAGACAUUGAUGAGGUGGAUGACAACGAGGAAAAAAAAAGCGUCUUCCUAUUCCUACAAAGUUUUCUAAGGGUUAUGUCUAGUAAGUAUGACUCUCUGGACCUUUACCGAAUGAACAAGUUUUUAUUUCUCUUCCGAGUUUUCCAGGCAGAGUUCCUCCUCUUUCUACAUCGCUACUCAUGGCGCAGUUGUUACGUAAGGAGGUAUAACAAAAUCAUGCUGCGAAUCUUUGACGACACAAAUGACGUUUUUUAUAAUCACAUCGACACAUUUUUUAAAGAAUUUUUUGGAAACCAAUUUUAUUUAAAGGCCAAGAAGGAACAGGAGAAAGUGCACAUAAAGGACUUUCUCCUACUGAUGGAUUUUUUCUUUAAAAUUAUUUGCAAGACGGAAAAAAAACACAUCAUCGAUGUAAUUAGGAAUAAAAUUUUCUCCGUCAUUUUGAAGUUAAAUGUGGGGAGGACUCUUCUGCAGAAAAGAAUACACAGGUACCUUAGAAAGUGCAAAAAUCCCUAUGCUGCUAAAGCAGUCAAGGGGUUUUACAAUUCGCUCGUUGGGGGAAGGGAUGAACGGGGGGGAAACAAGAAGGGGAACAAAAACGGUAACAGUCAGGACGACAAGAAGGGCAAAAUGGGUGAAUCGCAGAAGACGCCCAUUUUUGUGGAAAACUUUGAGGCCACUAGAGAGCACAAUGGCUCCGGCUCCCCAUUUGACGCCGCUUCUGCCCCGUCCAGGCAGGACGAACAGAUCUCUCCAAAUAACGGGGGUUCCGAUUUGAUCACCCCUGAAGAUGGCGAAACAGGUGGAGAGAAACAGUUGGAUGGUGUGCCUAACUCCAAAAGGAGGUCGAAGAGGGACCGUGCGUCGAACGAAUUCAGCCGCCUGAGGGAGAUCAUCGAGGAGGACGAAGAAAAGACGGGGGACGACCUGGGAAGCGACGUGGGAAGUGAUAUAAGCAGCGAUAUGGGAUGUCACAUGAAUGGCGACUCGGGGAGGGGCAAGAAGAAGACUCUGAAGCGAAAGGGAGAAGAGAACGGUAACCCCGACGAUAAAAAAAAGAAGAAAAAGAAAAAGAAAAAAAAAUCCAAUUUUCAGGAAGCGGACAAAGGUGAGGAGGGUGGUCAGAACGGAGCAGGUGGCAACGCGCACGAUGGAGAACACGUAAGGAGCUCGAGCGACGGGGAAGCCAAACAAAAACCCAGUAUCAUAGACUUUGUCCACAAAAGCAAAGGAGGCUUUUCGGGGAGCAUUAUUAUCGAAAAUAAGGGGAAGUCCGAUUUGCCCAUCUAUUCCAUUGACAAGUCGGACCUGCGGGGAGGGUGCAUACAGAAGAGGAAGCUAAAAGUGAACAAGCUCUUGAAGAAGAAAAAUAGCCUCUGCUCCGCUGGUCGCGGCAAUGGCAGUCCAAAUUGUCAAGGAGACGAGUGCUACACCCCGCUGGCGGAUGACCACAAGGGGGGGGACCUAUAUCUACGACCUGGAGAUGCGGACAGGGGCGAUGCCAAUGCCGCUGCCCACGCGCAUCACAAGAGUGUAUACAUAGGAAUGGUGAAGAAGAAAAUAGUAAAGACCGAGGUGGGGAAGGCGAAAAAGGGGGAAAAAAUGGAAAAAUUGGCCAAACAGGGGAAAGUGACAAAGCUGGUGAAAGAGGGAAAAUUGAUCAAGCUGGCGAAACAAGGCAAAAUGGUGAGGCUGGCGACACAAGGCAAAAUGGUGAGGCUGGCGAAACAGAGCAAGUUGGCCAAGCUGGCGAAGCAAAAUAAAAUGGCAAAACUGAUGAGGCAAAACAGAAAGUCAAAAAUGGAAAAAAAAAUUCGUAUGAUAGGCCAAGGGAGGGAAGACAAAAACAAAAGCGCGCUAAGCAACGGCGUAGCCACCAAGGCGAAAGAGCAAACCGUGGAAAGAAGAAAAAAUGGCACGGUCAAGAAAACCAUUUUGAAAAAAGGGAAAACCAAGUCACACGUGACGAAAAGAGUUCAUUUUAACCUGAACAAAAACACCAUCGAGUACAUCCCCCGCAUAAAGAAGAAAGACGUUAAUUCGUCGUAUUUCUUUCUCGACAAUUUUCGCAACUUGAUUAAUGUCCCCGCGUUUUUGUAG
This is a messenger RNA of Plasmodium inui San Antonio 1, 2358 nucleotides long. RefSeq lists its product as hypothetical. Bases 1 to 2358 code for a protein of 785 amino acids. Gene Ontology annotation, cellular component: preribosome, small subunit precursor. The transcript has 2 exons. The record is from RefSeq and is a predicted model, not a curated record. NCBI's taxonomy places the organism in Eukaryota, Apicomplexa, Aconoidasida, Haemosporida, Plasmodiidae. Gene Ontology annotation, biological process: rRNA processing.